UCUCAUCUUCCUCUCCUUUCCCUCGUCUUCAUCACUUUCCCAAAAUCCCAUCACUCUCUCUCUCUCUCUCUUUUGGUCCCUCAAAUCAAAAUCAUAAACACUGUGUGAAAUCCCGAUUUCAAUACUUCUUAUAAAAUAAAAAAAGCACACACAUGUACAUAUAUGCUCCCUGAUUGUUUUGUGUACGUGUGUGUCUGUGUGUGUGUGAACCGUAUAGCUCUUUGUUGCCUUUGAUCGGGACUUUUUUGCUGCAUCUUAGUCUUCACACUGAGAUCGAGUUUUGAUUUUUCGUUUAUUCUUAAACUCGGGAGUUCGAUCGGAAUUUGAAUGCGUGGAUCUGAUUAAGACUUUGAGGAGAACGAAAUAGCUUCAAUCAUUUGAGACAUACGUUGGUCUCUCGGAUGAAAACCAUCAAUAAUUCUUGUACAAAUCAAGUGACCUCCAGAUUGAGUGCUACUGAUAAAUGAAGUUUGCUUCUCAGUAAUUUGGUCUCCAGGAUUUCCUUUCUUCUAUCUACUCUUCCUUUUAUGGGAUAAAUAGGGGAUAAUAUAAGUAUAGUCAUCAAGGUAAUUGGCAAUGGGAGAGACGGGAGAUGAUGCUGGGCCAUCAGAGCAAGAACCUUCCAAUCAAACCUGGUGGCCUUCAGAAUUUGUGGAGAGAUUUGGUUCUAUUUAUCUAGGAUCACAAGAAGAGACCUCUAGUUCUAAGGACUCACCCAAAAGUCUUGGGCAAGAUGGGCUGCCAUCUAGUACUGCAUCGAAUAUCCUCUGGAGUACUGGUUCGCUUUCUGAGCCGAUCCCAAAUGGCUUCUACUCUGUGAUCCCGGAUAAUAGAUUGAAGCAGCUAUUUAAUAGCAUUCCUACAUUGGAAGAUCUACAUGCUCUGGGUGACGAAGGUUUAAAGGCCGAUGUGAUUCUUGUUGAUUUUCAGAAAGAUAAAAAGCUUUUCAGGCAAAAACAGCUGAUUACCAAACUUGUCAGUGGAUUGAACUCAAAGCCAGCUACUAUUAUUAAGAAAAUUGCUGGACUGGUAGCAGAUGUUUAUAAGCAAUCCAUUCUGCAGAGUCCGGCAAAAACUACACAAUCAUUUGAAAACUGUGGUAUUCAAUUGUUAGGACAGAUCAAACAUGGUUCUUGUCGUCCUCGAGCAAUCUUAUUUAAAGUUUUAGCUGAUACUGUUGGUCUUCAAAGUAGGCUUGUAGUGGGGUUGCCAAGUGAUGGAGCCGCUGAGAGUGUGGACUCAUUCAGCCAUAUUUCUGUCACGGUUCUGCUGAAUUCUGUGGAAAUGCUGGUUGAUCUAAUGCGAUUUCCUGGUCAGCUUAUCCCUCUAUCAACCAAGGCAAUUUUUAUGAGUCAUAUUUCAGCGGCAGGGGAAAGUGAUUCUGCAGAGAAUGACUCUUGUGAUUCACCUUUGGAGCCAAACAGUCCCAUGUUUGGUUAUCCAGAGAGAAUUGACCAUGAAAAUGCAGAAAAAGAUGAAAACCUUUUGUUGCACAGGAAACUAGACGGGUCUCCAAAUAUGUCUGGUCCACCGUCAAGGAACAUGCUGUUACGUUCUGCCUCUGCGCUAGAGAGGAAAUUAAGUUUCUCACAGAGCGAGUCAAACAUGGCUAACGAGUUUUGGAGGCAGAGCCGGAGAAAGGUCAUUGCUGAUCAGCGGACUGCUAAUUCCAGUCCCGAACAUCUCUCCUUCCGAGCCCGUACAAGGUCCAUGCUAAGUGGCGACAAGAACUUGGCACGAGAUUUCACCGGUGAUGUUGCCACAUCAAGCAAAUCUGUUGGAGGAGCGAAAUUGGAAACGAAGAGAAUAAGGAGGAGAAGUAUUAGUAUAACUCCCGAGAUUGGCGAUGAUAUUGUCAGGGCAGUAAGAGCGAUGAAUGAAGCCUUGAAGCAGAAUCGCCUCGCAAAAGAGCAAGGGGAUGAUGGCUCAUCUCCUAACUCUCCAAAUGACAGAACCGAGAGCUCUCAUCUCCAGAAAGAUGUCUCUGGUUUUCAUCUUGAUGCCCAUGACCAAGUUUCUGGUGGAAGGUCUACACUUUUAAGGGAACCACUCGAUCCACAGAAGGCAAUCUCCCUACCAUCUUCUCCCCAGAACUACCGAAGCCAAUAUGACCAAAGUGGAUCGUCAAAUCGUAAUAUAAGCCACAUCUGGGAUAAAGUAUUGGGAUCUCCGAUGUUCCAGAAUAAGCCAUUAUUACCAUAUGAAGAAUGGAACAUAGACUUUUCCGAGUUGACUGUUGGGACACGUGUUGGAAUUGGUUUUUUUGGAGAAGUCUUCCGUGGGAUCUGGAACGGGACAGAUGUUGCGAUCAAAGUGUUCCUUGAGCAAGACCUUACAGCUGAGAACAUGGAGGAUUUCUGCAAUGAGAUAUCAAUUCUUAGCCGACUUAGACAUCCCAAUGUUAUACUGUUCCUUGGAGCAUGCACAAAACCUCCACGAUUAUCACUGAUCACUGAGUACAUGGAAAUGGGAUCUUUGUAUUAUUUGCUCCACUUGAGUGGACAAAAAAAGAGGCUAAGCUGGCGGAGGAAGCUAAAGAUGCUGCGUGACAUUUGCAGGGGAUUGAUGUGCAUACACCGGAUGGGGAUAGUACACCGUGAUAUAAAGAGUGCAAACUGUCUUUUGAGCAACAAAUGGACUGUCAAGAUCUGUGAUUUUGGGCUCUCGAGGAUAAUGACAGGGACAACAAUGAGAGACACAGUCUCUGCAGGAACUCCAGAGUGGAUGGCUCCUGAACUUAUCCGCAAUGAGCCCUUCUCAGAAAAGUGCGAUAUCUUCAGCUUGGGUGUAAUAAUGUGGGAACUCUGCACUUUAACCAGACCUUGGGAAGGAGUACCGCCAGAACGGGUUGUUUAUGCCAUUGCUUAUGAGGGAGCUCGGCUUGAGAUUCCUGAAGGACCACUGGGAAAGCUUAUUGCAGAUUGUUGGACAGAACCGGAACAAAGACCGAGUUGCAAUGAGAUACUCUCUCGUUUGUUGGAUUGCGAGUAUACGAGCUAACUUCUCUCAAUCUUCUUCCUUCUGUGAAUAUUAACAUUGCAGCAAGAGAGUUUUUUUUUCUUCUUCUUUUUUGUUUAAAUGAAUAUUGUUGGCUUUUCUUCUCUGAGUUUGUACAAAAGAACUUUGGCGAUUUCACAUCCACAAAAAAGCUUUGUGGAACUCUUUUCCGUUUGAUCA
Molecule: messenger RNA, 3177 nt
Organism: Capsella rubella
Lineage: Eukaryota; Viridiplantae; Streptophyta; Magnoliopsida; Brassicales; Brassicaceae
Product: serine/threonine-protein kinase EDR1
Exons: 18
Coding region: 577-3000 (807 amino acids)
Biological process (GO): protein phosphorylation
Molecular function (GO): protein kinase activity; ATP binding
Source: RefSeq, a predicted model, not a curated record